Cryptococcus amylolentus CBS 6039 is the source of this 683-nucleotide messenger RNA. RefSeq lists its product as hypothetical. The record is from RefSeq and is a predicted model, not a curated record. NCBI's taxonomy places the organism in Eukaryota, Fungi, Basidiomycota, Tremellomycetes, Tremellales, Cryptococcaceae. Bases 28 to 618 code for a protein of 196 amino acids. The transcript is spliced from 4 exons.
AUCUGACAAACGCACAAGUAACUCGACAUGGCAUUCAACGAAAACAUCAACGAACAGGGUUUCACUCCCCACACUAUCGACCCAACACAACAGAUGUUUGAAAGACUAUCCACAAGAUUCCACAUGAUGUUCUAUGAAGCAUUGAAUGAUCCGUCUCAUGCUGAAGAUAAGUUAUCGUUUGAGGAUCGAGACGGUGACGAUGCGGAUCUGGCAAAAGCCGAACAAGAUGCCUGGAGUUAUGUGAGUAACGGAAAGACUGAGGCGGAUUUUGAACUCGAGGAGGGCGGACUCGAUAAUCUAUUAGAACUAGCGCCGCCUUGGCUCAGAGAUGAGAUGAAGGGCACGACACGAAAGAUGCAAUCGUUCAUCACCAGCGGGAAAGUCAGCGUCCCUCCAGAGCUCAUCAUCGACUACACGGCUAUCGUGACUGAAGAAGACUUUGAGGCGUCUGCUGGUACAGCGCAAGCAGCUGUGGAGCAUGCUCUUGAAGCGAGGCGAGAAUGGGCUUUCGGGACGCCAGACGAAAGUGGGGAUGCUGCUUCUGAUGUUUCGGAGAGCGUUUCGGAUUCGGAAAGUGGUGAGGAGGAUGAUGAAGACGAGAUUGUGGGAACGCCAUGAUCGGUCUGCGGACAUCGAUUGUAGUUGUGAAUGAAGCAGGAUUUUCAACAAAGAUUCUCAAUGCA